UCCCAGCACCCAGCCUGCCCCCAUGGCCCUACCCAGGUGUCAGCCCCGCUGUCCUCCCACUCCGAGGGCCACACGAAAGGGUCACUUGUUGGGGUUCUGUGGGGCUACCAGGGAGGUGGGAGCACUCUGCUCUCCAGUGUCCCCACAGGUACCUACCCCCAUGGUCCCCCUGUGCCCAGGCUUCAUGGGGUCCCCAUCUUGCAGGAGGUGGGGGCUGAACGCUGCCAUAGGGAGGGGACGGGGACAUGGAUCGUGGCGUCACCCUGGAGAACCCCUAUGCCAGCGUGAACAUCCCGCGGUCCCAGUUCCAGCAGAGCUUCAUCACUCGCUACCUGGAGGAUGAGCCCGCGUCACCCACCGUCAUCGCCAACCCCGCCGUCGUGCCCACGCACAGCGCGGAGGAGCAGGCGGGCAGCUGGGACCAGCAGCCCAUGUCCACAGAGAAGUCCUGGUCCCGGCCCUACAACCCCUAUGCCAGCAUGAAGAUGCCCAAUGGGGAAUCACCCAACUCCUUCUACACCGUCACCCUGGACAAGCCACCCAAGGGCCACGGGCAUGAAGACGGCAGGAGGAGCGGCUGCCACAGGUGGUGCCCCUGCUGCAGAAAGUGCUGCUGUGUCGUCUCCUAAGGGGACAGGUGGGACAUGCAGGGAUGUGGCCACCUGGCCCGGGCACCCUGGUUUUGCUGCCCCAUCGCCUGCCCUGGCUGCUGGGAGGUGGCAUCGGCUGGUUUUCACCUAUGAGCUGUGCAGCUAGAUGCACCAGUGAUGGACACUUGCCGCAUCCUGAGAGCUCAGAGUGGAGCAUGGGGCAGAAGGACGGACCCGCUCACCCAACAAAGGCCAAGGGACCCUGGGGACAAUGUGUGCCAACGCAGAUGCCACUGAGAAGUGCCCACGCGGGGGAUGGUGCUGAUCUUAGCUUCCCAUUCUGCACUGGGUUGGGGAACCAGUGUGGAGGGGUCAGGGACAUAUCCCCAGCUGGGCUGGGGACACCCUGCCCUCCCCCUGCAGUGUCCCCAUGCAGUGUCACAGAGUGCUGCAGCACUGAGCUCAGGGGGUACCACCCCUCCUCACCACGCUGCCUGCCUGCUUGAGGGAAGGAGUCAGGAGGGACAGGCAGACAAAGCACAGCCAAGUGCUGGCAGCACUCUGCAGCACAGUGUUGGCACAGUGAGGGUAUUGGGGUGCCAGGACCCUUUGCUGUGCCAUAGGAAGCUCCCAGUGCUGACUGCCAUCCUCAGCCCUCUGCCACCGCUGGGCACCGAGUGGAGCGAGCUCCUUACAGCACUCCGGGGCAGCUGAGCGCUCGGGUUUGGGCUGUGGAACAAACCAGCCCUUGUCCUGGGGCAGCUGCGUAAGCACGCGUGGCAGGAACAGGGCAGGGGCCAGGAAAGAGCACGGGUGUGAGCGGAUGACUUCAGCACGCCACAAAUAAAUGACAGCCACCUCUUGCCCUGCCAA
Molecule: messenger RNA, 1463 nt
Organism: Numida meleagris (helmeted guineafowl)
Lineage: Eukaryota; Metazoa; Chordata; Aves; Galliformes; Numididae
Product: cysteine-rich tail protein 1-like
Exons: 1
Coding region: 246-629 (127 amino acids)
Source: RefSeq, a predicted model, not a curated record